Mangifera indica (mango) is the source of this 4256-nucleotide messenger RNA. RefSeq names its product kinesin-like protein KIN-14C. The record is from RefSeq and is a predicted model, not a curated record. The transcript has 21 exons. Gene Ontology annotation, molecular function: ATP binding; microtubule motor activity; microtubule binding. Lineage: Eukaryota; Viridiplantae; Streptophyta; Magnoliopsida; Sapindales; Anacardiaceae. Bases 438 to 2837 code for a protein of 799 amino acids. Gene Ontology annotation, biological process: microtubule-based movement.
GGGAAAAAGAUUCCUUUUACAUUUGACAAAGCGUUCAAUCAUGAUGCUUUUCAGCAAGAUGUUUUCGUUCAAAUAUCACAGUUGAUACAAAGUGCCCUUGAUGGCUAUAAGGAGCGUGAAGAAAAAGCAAGUCGGACAAAAAUAUAUGGGCUUAACAGCCGAACCCAAUCAAGCCCAAAAGAGUGGGGCCGCAUUCCACAUCUGAUUUCAAAUGAAUUUGAAUUUGAAUUUUUCACUGGCGCUUCUCGUCUCAAACCAAACCCCAUACUCCCUCUUUCAUCCCCCAACCCUAACGUUCGAAACAUUUUGAAAAAAUAAGCUCCACCAGUUUGAAUAAUCUUUUGCUUCUUUUGCAUUAUCUACUGUGGAUUCCGUAAAUCAACUGCGCUGAUUGAAGUACCACUCAGAUUCUGAGUUUUUGAUCGAUUUGCUCAGUUAUGGCGUCUCGGAAUCAGAACAGACCUCCACGGAGUCCAACUGUUAAAAAAGAGGACGAAAUCUCGUUGGACAAGAGAAGGAAGAUAAGAGCCGAAAGAAUGGCUGCCACGAAUACUGGACGCACGCGACAAGCGUUUACAGUGGUUAAUAAGCAAGAUUCUUCAGCUGCAACUGAUAUGGGAAGCACUGAGGGUUCAGAGAGCGGGAAUGUAGAGUUCACAAAAGAAGAAGCUGAAGCCCUGUUGAAUGAGAAGCCCAAAGCUAAGAAGUUUGAUCUUAAGGCCAAAAUGGAGCAAAUGACUGAGCACAACAAAAGGCUCAGGCUUUGUGUCAGAUGGUUUUUGAAAGUUGAUGAAAAUCAUGUUGUGGAGAAGGAAAAUAUUCGAAAAGAACUUGAAUCUGCAGAAAAAAAAUAUUCUGUUACUGAAAUGGAGAUGAAAAAUAGGGAGGCUGAGUUCAAUGCAACUAUUUGGGAGUUGAGGAAAGAAAAUGCCUCUUUACAAGAGAGAGUUGCAAAAGAAGAAUUUGAAAAGCUAGAUGCAAUUGAAAAUCAUAGAAGGGAAAAUGAAACUAGGGUUGCUGCGGAAAAGUUACAAACUUCUCUCUCAGAGCAGCUUGAAAAGGCUCAGCAGGACAUUGCAGCUGCCAACCAGAGGGCUUCCUCCCUUGAUGAUAUGUACAAACGCUUGCAAGAGUACAACCAGAGUCUACAGCUUUACAAUGCUAAACUGCAAAAAGAUCUUGAAACGGCCAAUGAAUCACUCAAAAAAGUAGAGAAGGAUAAGUUGACCAUUGUGGAAAACCUAAGUGCUUUAAGGGGGCACUAUAAUUCAUUGCAAGAUCAACUGACUUUGUCCAGAACUGCUCAAGAUGAGGCUGUAAAUCAGAAAGAGUCAUUAGUUAAUGAAGUCAAGUGCCUUCGGGGAGAAUUACAACAAGUAAGAGAGGAUCGUGAUCGCCAAGCAGUGCAGGUGCAGACCUUAAAUGCUGAAAUAGUGAAGUAUCAAGAAAGUACUGGAAAAUCUUUAAAAGAGUUGGACUGCUUGACAACAAAGUCAAAAUCCCUAGAGGAAGCAUGUUCUUCACAAAGGGAACAGAUAGGAAUUUUGGAGCUGCAGCUAUCUGCUGCGAAUGAAAAAUUCAAGAGGGCUGAUUUGUCAGCUUUGGAAACACAAACGCAAUUUGAAGAUCAAAAGAGAACCAUACAUGAACUACAACAUAAUUUGGCAGAUGCUGAACAUCAACUUAUUGAAGCAGAGAUAUUAAGAAAAAAAUUGCAUAAUACAAUUCUGGAACUUAAAGGGAAUAUUCGGGUGUUCUGUCGAGUUCGUCCUUUACUGCCUGAGGAUGGUGUUGGAACAGAUGCCUCAGUCAUCUCUUAUCCUACAUCUGUGGAAGGUCUUGGCCGGGGCAUUGAUGUGAUACAAAGUGGGAAAAAGAUUCCUUUUACAUUUGACAAAGUGUUCAAUCAUGAUGCUUCUCAGAAAGAAGUUUUUGUUGAAAUAUCACAGUUGAUACAAAGUGCCCUUGAUGGCUAUAAGGUCUGCAUAUUUGCUUAUGGGCAAACAGGUUCAGGUAAAACAUAUACCAUGAUGGGUAGACCAGAAACUUCUGAACAAAAAGGAUUGAUUCCACGUUCACUGGAACAGAUAUUUCAAACUAGUCAGAUACUUUCAGCACAGGGUUGGAAAUAUAAAAUGCAGGCCUCAAUUUUGGAAAUCUACAAUGAGACUAUCCGAGAUCUAUUGGCAGUUAACAAAACCAACGGUUUAGAUUUGGCACGUGUUGAAAAUGGAGUUCCUGGAAAGCAAUACACAAUUCGGCAUGAUGCGAAUGGAAACACACAUGUCAGUGACCUCACCAUUGUUGAUGUUGGCAGUAUUUCAGAGAUUUCCUCACUUUUACGGCAGGCUGCACAAAGCAGGUCUGUGGGCAAGACACAAAUGAAUGAGUACUCAUCUAGAAGUCAUUUUGUAUUUACAUUAAGGAUUUCUGGGAUAAAUGAGACAACUGAACAACAAGUUCAGGGUGUCUUAAACCUCAUUGACCUUGCUGGAAGUGAGCGACUUUCAAGGAGUGGAGCUACAGAUGACCGUCUAAAGGAAACUCAGGCAAUAAAUAAAAGUUUAUCAUCUUUAAGUGAUGUUAUAUUUGCAUUGGCGAGGAAGGAAGAUCAUGUUCCAUUUAGGAACUCCAAGUUGACAUACCUUCUUCAGCCUUGUCUAGGUGGGGACUCAAAAACCUUAAUGUUUGUUAACAUCUCCCCUGAUCCUUCGUCAAUGGGUGAAUCGCUUUGUUCUCUGCGAUUUGCCGCUAGAGUGAACGCCUGCGAAAUUGGGGUUCCCAGGCGCCAAACGGCCUUGCGACCUGCUGCUGAUGCUCGCUUGAGUUGCGGUUGAAUGUAAUCUAUUUUGCUAGCUACAUUUGUAGUUUAAUUAACUGUUUUUUACAAAAGGAGGUUGAUGUUUGUGAUUAGAGUGUGCAAUGCAUUGGGUCGAUAUCAUUAAUUUCAACCAAUGUGUGGUAAAUUUGGUAGAGCUACCAUUAAAUGUUGUAUGAUAAAGUUCAUCUGGUGAUGAACCCAAUCUGAAAUUGAUUGUUGUUAAAUAUAUUAUUGAAUUGAUAUAGAUUAGAAAGUUGGGUGGUAAUGUUUAUUGCUUCAUUUUACAAUAUGUGGUUCUUUUAUGAAACUGUAGUGAAUUUUCAUGAUUGAUUUGGUUCGGAAAGGAACAUCUUAUUGGAAAGCAACUCAGAUUACGAUUCUGUGGGUGCCCAUAGUUUAUCAUGCUGGAAUACAUUUCCAGCGGCUGGAAUGAUCUAGAAUGUGUAAGCAGUUGCCUUGCAUGAUUGAAUGGGUCUUUUGGUAAAUUUAUCUUGGAUUAUAUGUAAAAUUCUUGGAUUAGUGUCUUUAUAGUAUUUUAUUUCCGUGAUGGCUAAAGCUGUUUAAUUUAUUAAUCCUUUGGAAUUCAAAUGAAAUGGAAGUUAAAUUCAUUAUUCCAAAAAGUCUAAAGCUAACAGACGAAUGUUAAAUAAGUUAGACAAAUGAAUUCCUUUAUAAAAGCGCUAGAAGUAUAAACAGGAUUGUGGAACCCAGGCAGAUAAGUAUAACAGGAUCUAUUACAUAUCCACUAGAUUUUCCUCCAAUCUAGACUUCUUCCACAAGGUAAACUUUGAAAGAAACUUGCUUUUCUUGUGUGUGUAUGUAUAUCUCGUUCCAGGACAGUCAAUACCCAUAAGGAAUUCAAUAAGAAAUAGAAGAAAGAUAUGGAAGGACAGGAUGAGCAACCCAAGUCUAGAGUUGUCAAAGUUGACUCAGUUGAGUCCUGGGAUUUGUAUGUUUCCCGAGCCAACAAUCAAGCCUGCCCUAUUGUUGUGCACUUUACUGCUUCAUGGUGCAUUCCUUCUGUGGCUAUGAAUUCCUUUUUCGAAGAAGCGGCGGCAGCUUAUCCAGACGUUCUGUUUCUCUGUGUUGAUGUCGAUGAUGUUAAGAUCUAAAAUAUCAACCCUCAGUACAAUUGGAAUACAGAAUAUUUGUUGUGUAUUGGGCUGUGGCAUCUAAAAUGGAGGUGAAGGCGAUGCCAACAUUUGUGCUGAUGAAGGAAGGUGCUGUGGUUGACAGGUUGGUGGGUGCAAAUCCAGAAGAGAUAAGGAAAAGGAUUGAUAGUUUUGUCCAGUCCAUUCGGGUAUAUGUAGCCUAGUUGGUGGUGGUGUCUUAUUGCCAUGGUGAAUUCUGUAAUAAACAACUCUUCUACUUUUUUGAUGCUUACAACUGUCAUCUAUAAUGUUUGAUUAUGAGUUGCUGUGUUUGAUAUUCUGAA